CAUGCUUACAUUGUGUAAACCACUGGUGGAUUGGAAUGACAGAGUCUCGUGUCGCCAAAGCAACAAUCUUUGAUGAUAAAGCUUCCAUGGUGUCACCCGAAGGCAUUCGCUUCUCCUCUCAUCCUUCUUCUUCAUGUUCUUCCUCGCUCCCCCCUCCGAUCGAGAGCCUAUGGCUCCGCCGGUGCCCUCGGGGAGAAAGCCUAUAUGGCAAUCACCCAAGAGCUCUCCGACGCUAUGGCAGCUUGCGGCGCCACCGGCUCUGUAUCCGGUGCCCGGAGGCUCCACGCCUGCCUCGUCUCUGCUGGCCUCGAGGCGUCCCGCUUCCUCCAGAACAAUCUCCUGAACACCUACCUCGGCUGCGGCUCCCUCGACGAUGCGCGCCAAGUGUUUGAUGGCAUUUCCUUCCCUAAUGUCUUCUCCUACAACAUGAUGAUAAACGGGCUUUCAAAGUUUGGAUUUUUACGUGAAGCAGUGGAGUUGUUCGAUGAAAUGCCUGCUAGGGACUCUACUUCCUGGAACACGCUCAUGGCAGGUUAUUUCCGCAAUAGACAGCCCUUGGAGACGGUGAAGACAUUUGCUUUGAUGGUUCAGGAUCCAAACUGCAAGCCAAAUAUGUUUACUUUUGCCUGUGCAAUGAAGUCGUGUGGCGCACUUGGUUUUCAUCGGUUGGGCCUUCAAUUGCAUGGUUUUGUUGAGAAGCUUGAUUUUGGAAGGGAUUCUCAGGUUGGUGCAUCUCUUAUUGAUAUGUACGUUAAGUGUGGAGCUGUCGACCUAGCCUCGCAAGUGUUUGAUCUGUUAGAAAGCCCUGAUCUUUGUUGUUGGAACAGUAUGAUCUUAGGUUAUGGGAGUUCUUAUGCCACUGAACGUGCUAUUGAGGUAUUCAAUAAGAUGCCUGAUCGAGAUGUUGUAUCGUGGAACACAAUGAUUUCGAUACUGUCUCACAAUGGCCGAGAACAAGAAGCACUUUCUAUGGUAAUAGAGAUGAGUACCCUGGGCUGUGAGCUAAAUUCUACAACAUACACUUGUGCGCUUAGUGUUUGCGCUAGUAUUCUUGAUUUGAGAUGGGGCAGGCAUCUUCAUGCUCACAUUAUAAGGAGCCAAAAGAGCAUCGAUGUGUUUUUUGGGAGUGCACUGGUUGAUAUGUAUGCUAAAUGUGGCCACCUACAAUCAGCACAGAGAACUUUUGAUGCUUUAUGUGACCGUAACACUGUGUCAUGGACUGCACUUAUUGCAGGAUAUGCUCAUUCUGGACUUGUAGAGGAAGCUAUGAAAAUUUUCAAUCAAAUGAGAUCAGUGCCGAUGUCUUUGGAUCAGUUCAUCCUGGCGACUGUAAUUAGUGCUUGUUGUACUAAAAUGGAUUUAUGUCUUGGAACUCAGUUACAUUCUAUUUCAUUUCGGGUUGGAUCUUGUUCAUCUGUUCCUGUGUCCAAUGCUCUAGUCACAAUGUAUGCGAAGUGUGGAAAUGUAGAGACUGCUGAGUGUGUCUUCCGGUCAAUGCCUGUUAGAGAUGUCAUAUCAUGGACCAGCAUGAUCACUGCAUACUCUCAGAUGGGUAACAUUAGCAAGGCUCGUGAAUAUUUUGAUGCCAUGGAAGGCAGAAAUGUGGUCACAUGGAAUGCAAUGCUAGGUGCAUACAUACAGCAUGGGAGCGAGGAAGAAGGCCUUAAAACAUUCAUUAUGCUACAACGGGAAGGUGCUGUAAAACCAGAUUGGGUUACUUUCGCUACACUGUUUCGUGCUUGUGCUGAGGUAGCAGCAGUGAGAUGUGGUAAUCAGGUAAUUGCCCAUGCUUUCAAAUUGGGGCUCAAUUCUGAUACCUCGGUGGCAAAUUGUAUCAUCACGAUGUACUCGAGAUGUGGAAAGAUUGUCGAAGCACGAGAAGUAUUUGAGUCUAUCUUGGACAAGGAUCUGGUCUCCUGGAACGCUAUGAUUACUGCUUAUGCACAACAUGGUCAAGGGAAGGAAACAAUAGAAAUUUUGCAAAGGAUGUUAUGUGACGGAAUAAAACCUGAUUAUAUAAGCUAUGUUGCAGUUCUAUCAGGUUGUAGUCACUCGGGGCUCGUAGAGGAAGGGAGAUUUUAUUUUGACAGUAUGACAAGAUGCCAUAACAUAAAUCCUGGUCUAGAGCAUUUUGCUUGCAUGGUGGAUCUUCUUAGCCGAUCUGGUUUGCUAGAAGAAGCCAAAAAAGUCAUAGACAGCAUGCCUAUAAAACCAAGUGCUGAAAUUUGGGGUGCUUUGCUUGGAGCUUGCAAGAUAUAUGGAAACAAAGAACUUGCAGAAUGUGCUGUGAAACAUCUAUUCGAGUUGGACACAAAGGACUCUGGAAGUUAUGUUCUUCUGGCUAAGAUAUAUGCAGAUGCAGGGAAUUCAGAUGAUUCGGCUAGAGUGAGAAAGCUCAUGAGAGAAAGGGGAAUAAGAAAGAAUCCUGGAUGUAGUUGGAUUGAGGUUAAGAACACAGUACAUGUUUUCACUGCUGAUGAUUCAAGCCAUCCACAAAUUGACAUUAUUCUGAGGAAACUGGAUGAGCUCAUGAAGAUGAUAGAAGCUGUAGGAUACGACCAGAGCGCAACUUCCCUAUCUCAAGGCCAUCACAGUGAGAAGCUGGCAGUGGCUUAUGGUCUUGUUAGCUUGCCUGAAUGGAUGCCUAUCCACAUCAUGAAGAACCUCCGAAUAUGCUGUGACUGUCACACAGUCAUAAAACUCAUAUCUUUGGUUACUACAAGAGAGCUAAUAGUGCGGGACGCCAACCGCUUUCACCAUUUUAGAGAAGGAUCUUGCUCUUGUCAGGAUUACUGGUGAUUGACCUGAAAGCAUGAUGAGCAUAUCGCGGUGCACCUUCGAGAACAGAGAGGAGAAAGUGGAACAGGAAUUGCUUCAUCGCAAGACAAGUUUCAUUUUGCAAUUUGAUCCGCACAAAGGGGAUAUCCAGGAGAUUGAUCAUAUUUCUGCCUCGUUUACUUCAUAUUUCUGAGACAAUAACAACGAGAUUGAUUGAUCAAAGUUGCAGACAAGAUCAACUAGGGCCAAGGAUCGCAACAUCCUUCACCACAGUUGCACGCCUUUUCUUGGAGGGUGGACGAUCUUCUCGCCAGUCUUCAGACUUGCUGGCCUCCUCACGUCGGUCAAGCCAUUCGCUAUAUAUAAGUCGACGGCGGUCGAUAGUGGUGGUGUAGGUCUCUUUACAGGCAUUUUUUGCUUUCUUACUCGAGAGGAACACUUUGCAGCGACGCAUACUGUAACUAUGUGCAUCCACAUCAUAGAAACAACCUUUACAGAAACAUCAGAUAGAAUUCCUCAGAGACUUUGAUCACCGAAAACAUUCGCCACAAUGACGGGAUGGCAUUUUAUUCAUCUAUAUUAUCAUUUGUUAUUGCAUAUGCCGGUUUCGUUUUGUAACCUGAUCCCAAAAUUGUGGGACCUAGAAAACGAGAAAGAACCACAUGGAACUUAGACAAAAACAAC
This is a messenger RNA of Musa acuminata subsp. malaccensis (wild Malaysian banana), 3462 nucleotides long. Its product is annotated as pentatricopeptide repeat-containing protein At3g24000, mitochondrial-like. Gene Ontology annotation, biological process: RNA modification. Gene Ontology annotation, molecular function: zinc ion binding; RNA binding; protein binding. NCBI's taxonomy places the organism in Eukaryota, Viridiplantae, Streptophyta, Magnoliopsida, Zingiberales, Musaceae. Gene Ontology annotation, cellular component: intracellular membrane-bounded organelle. The record is from RefSeq and is a predicted model, not a curated record.